Molecule: messenger RNA, 1602 nt
Organism: Oryza brachyantha (malo sina)
Lineage: Eukaryota; Viridiplantae; Streptophyta; Magnoliopsida; Poales; Poaceae
Product: S-adenosylmethionine synthase 1
Exons: 2
Coding region: 131-1321 (396 amino acids)
Biological process (GO): S-adenosylmethionine biosynthetic process
Cellular component (GO): cytosol
Molecular function (GO): ATP binding; methionine adenosyltransferase activity
Source: RefSeq, a predicted model, not a curated record
CUCGCCGUGCCGGGUCGGAUCUCACUAACACCACCUCACCUCACCUCGCCGUCUCCUCCUCCUCCUCCCCCCGAUCGGAUCGGCCCGGCUCCUCCUCCUCCGCCGCCGCCGCCGCCGCAGAUAGGAGAAGAUGGCCGCAGUUGAUACCUUCCUCUUUACCUCGGAGUCCGUGAAUGAGGGCCACCCUGACAAGCUCUGUGACCAAGUCUCAGAUGCUGUGCUUGAUGCCUGCCUCGCCGAGGACCCUGACAGCAAGGUUGCCUGUGAGACCUGCACCAAGACUAACAUGGUCAUGGUCUUUGGUGAGAUCACCACCAAGGCCAAUGUCGACUAUGAGAAGAUUGUCAGGGAGACAUGCCGCAACAUCGGUUUCGUGUCAGCUGAUGUCGGUCUUGAUGCUGACCACUGCAAGGUGCUUGUGAACAUUGAGCAGCAGUCCCCUGACAUUGCACAGGGUGUGCACGGCCACUUCACCAAACGUCCUGAGGAGAUUGGUGCUGGUGACCAGGGACACAUGUUUGGAUAUGCAACUGAUGAAACCCCUGAGUUGAUGCCCCUCAGCCAUGUCCUUGCUACCAAGCUCGGAGCUCGUCUUACAGAGGUUCGCAAGAAUGGGACCUGCGCAUGGCUCAGGCCUGACGGAAAGACCCAAGUGACUGUUGAGUACCGCAACGAGAGUGGUGCCAUGGUUCCUGUCCGUGUCCACACCGUUCUUAUCUCCACCCAGCACGAUGAGACAGUCACCAAUGAUGAAAUUGCCGCUGACUUGAAGGAGCAUGUCAUCAAGCCUGUCAUUCCCGAGCAGUACCUUGAUGAGAAGACAAUCUUCCACCUUAACCCAUCUGGUCGCUUCGUCAUUGGUGGACCUCAUGGUGAUGCUGGUCUCACUGGCCGGAAGAUCAUCAUUGACACCUACGGUGGUUGGGGAGCUCAUGGUGGUGGUGCUUUCUCUGGCAAGGAUCCGACCAAGGUCGACCGCAGUGGAGCAUAUAUUGCAAGACAAGCUGCCAAGAGCAUUGUUGCUAAUGGCCUUGCUCGCCGCUGCAUCGUCCAGGUCUCAUAUGCCAUUGGUGUCCCUGAGCCACUGUCCGUGUUUGUCGACACAUACGGCACUGGCAGGAUCCCUGACAAGGAGAUCCUCAAGAUUGUGAAGGAGAACUUCGACUUCAGGCCUGGCAUGAUCAUCAUCAACCUUGACCUCAAGAAAGGUGGCAACGGACGCUACCUCAAGACGGCGGCUUACGGUCACUUCGGAAGGGACGACCCAGACUUCACCUGGGAGGUGGUGAAGCCCCUCAAGUGGGAGAAGCCCUCUGCCUAAAGCUCCCUUCCGGAAGCUUUUGCCCUAUCCCAUUAUGAUGUUUUGUUUCCUCUCCGCACAGCAUUGUGAUUCUUAACCUUGCCCCUUGCUACCAUUUAUACCCAUGCACGUUACUCUCCUAAUAAUAAGUACUUGUAAGGGUAUUGUGUUUGGAUAUUUACCUAGAGGAGGAGGAUUUAUGAUCUGUUAUUCACUGUUUGAUGCUUUGUAAUGGUCAAAGAAGGAAAUAUGCUACAGCUACUUCGAGAAGAAAUGAAAACCUCCUAUGUUUUGGUUAUCCU